Aedes albopictus (Asian tiger mosquito) is the source of this 3983-nucleotide messenger RNA. Its product is annotated as frequenin-2. The transcript has 8 exons. Lineage: Eukaryota; Metazoa; Arthropoda; Insecta; Diptera; Culicidae. Gene Ontology annotation, molecular function: calcium ion binding; calcium sensitive guanylate cyclase activator activity. The coding region runs from base 2098 to 2661 and encodes 187 amino acids. The record is from RefSeq and is a predicted model, not a curated record.
UUUCCGCCGCCGUCGUCGGGCUGCAACAGCUACUACCAUUCCACACGUGUGUGCAAAAGCUCGCCGGUCAGCCAGCCAGCCAUCCACCCAAAACUGAGUUCCCGUAUCGCCCAUACCGUCGUCCGUUCGGCGCAAACGCGUGGCUCCGUUCCACGUGACUCGUUUGAGUGUUCCUCAGCAGGCGGCGACGGCGACGACGGCACUCACGCUGUUUGGGGGAAACUUUGGCUUGCCAAAAGGCACGGCCGCCUGCGAUUCAGUUUGUUACAAGCUGCCGAGCGAGAACGGUUUGCAGGAAGUUCUUGACGCGCGAGACCGGUUCUGGAAUAUCCGCCGCUGCCACCGCUGCCACGCCGUUAUCUGUCUCCACCACUAGCAGUUUAGUACAACGCGGGUGCGUGCGUGUGUGAAGAGAAGGGGAAUCCGAGGUGAGAUCCGCUCCGUUGCCUUCGUCGACCGCGUGUCCGCCGCAGCUGUAACGGUCCGGUGACUGUUUAGGCUGAGCUUCCGUGCCCCAUUGUGUGAGGUUGGGUGUCUGCGGGGCGUCUCUACGGAGUGAGGGAAUUCUUGUUCAGCCCAGCUUUCAGGAAUUCUCGGGUGUGGUGCGAGGAGAAGAAAACUAUUCUGUCAUCGCCUACUGUUCGGGGCUUUGUUCGGUGUGUGUUAUUGUUUUUGGUCGCAGAAGGCGGUGAUUGUUCGGAAAAGCUGAAGAGUAGUUGAAUAGGGGCUCCUUCAGCGAACAACGGAAACGGGAAUCGGAAAAGGCGCCCAGUUUCGCGUCCUUUUGUGCAGGGAAAGAAAGUGUCGCGCGUCUGCUGUGCAACCGUUGUUGUUGUCGAUUGGAUUAUUGGCGGCAUAAAUAACGAGGAAGCUUUCGUGUUCAGUGGCAAUUGUUGAGCUCGGCGAAUUCGCAGCCUACUACUGUUGUCGAUUGUUGCUGCCAAAGUUGUUUGUUUGCAAAUCCCACCGACAAACGGCUGUAAAGCGGUAAAGCCGUGUUCAACUGAAUUAUUGAAAUCCACGCCAAGCAACCGCAGUUUACACAAUCGCGUGUCCCACCCGAAGAAACAACAAGUGCUGAACCUGUCCAUCAAACUCGGUGGAGGAAGACAUUCGCUAGCCCCGAAAUCCUCGCGCGAAGUGUGUCGUAAUCGAUUCCAUCCAUUUCCUCUCCACGGGCGGAAACAGCAUCAGGUGAAAUAAUCUGCUCAAAACCUAAAGUGUAACGUGUGUGUGAGUGCGCGGAAGAGGAAGCUGAACAAGAGGGAAGGGAAAUCGGCAGCGUAACUCGCCACGCGGUUAUGUAAUCACCACACAGGAGGCUGAGGUUGUGAAAGAACGCGAAGAAAACGGGCCACGGCCAACUACGAUCGGGGGAAUAUCAGGGAGUUGAAGGUCGAAAGUCGAGGAGAAGAAUAGAUGGUUACGGUGGUGCUGCUGCACAAGUGAAGGCCAUUUCGAGGAAGAAGUUGGGUAAUACACUGAAAACCGAGAAGGAGAGCUACCUACAUAACACGACGACGACGGGUUUUUGGGGUGCUGCUUUUUUGACGACGAAGAAGUUUGCAGAUUUUGCGGAUUUUGGUGAUUUGUGGAAAGUGAAGUGGAUAUUCUGAAAGUGAGUAGCUGACUGACACUUGCGAACGCGUCCAGCUGUGGUGUGAUUAAUGAGAGAUAGUUGCAGUUCCGUUGAAGGAAUGACAUCCAAAAGUGCCAUGUGCCAUCGCCGGUGGUGAAACCCAUCGAACGUCCACCUCACCCCCAGAAGAGUGUCCAACCCGUCGUCCCUUCAUAGUUUUAUUUUGCACGGGUAUCUUUGUGAUUUUCCCACAAUCCUGUAGUGCGCCGAAAUAGUUUGCCGGAGCAUCAAAGUAACCCGUCCCACCAGAAUCAGAAAAGAGAGCAGAGAUUACACCGUAGCUUUUAGUGUUCGGAAAAGUGGAAAAUUCGUUCGGGGUUCUUCAGUGUGUAUAAGUGGGUGUUUGUGCGCCGUUUUGGGUGUGAUUUUCCCAGGGGAUAGUUUGGAGUGAGCAGACGGAGCGAGAAGACCCGAGGAAACCGCGGCCAACACACGGCGAAGCAACAGAAGCAGCAAUAAUGGGCAAGAAGAAUUCGAAACUAAAGCAGGACACCAUCGAUCGGUUGACGACGGCGACAUAUUUCACAGAAAAGGAAAUUCGACAAUGGCACAAAGGAUUCCUCAAAGACUGUCCCAACGGACUGCUGACAGAGCAGGGUUUCAUCAAAAUCUACAAGCAGUUCUUCCCGCAAGGUGAUCCCAGUAAAUUUGCCUCGCUGGUGUUUCGGGUGUUCGACGAGAAUAAUGACGGAUCGAUUGAGUUCGAAGAAUUCAUCAGAGCACUGUCGAUCACUUCGAGGGGAAACUUGGAUGAAAAGCUACACUGGGCGUUCCGAUUAUACGAUGUUGACAAUGAUGGUUUCAUAACGAGGGACGAAAUGUACAACAUCGUCGAUGCCAUCUAUCAGAUGGUGGGUCAACAACCGCAGACGGAGGACGAGAACACCCCACAGAAGCGGGUCGAUAAGAUCUUCGACCAGAUGGACAAGAAUCACGACGACCGGCUGACGCUAGAGGAGUUCCGCGAGGGCAGCAAGGCCGACCCCCGUAUCGUGCAGGCGCUCAGUUUAGGCGGCGAUUAACCGAACGAUGACUCGCGGGAUCAGGCGCCACCCCCGCAGCGGUCGUACCAGUACGACGAGCAGCACAAUAUCGAAUUACAGCGGACGCCCAGCAACGUCUACUAGAACUGGCAGGAGCGCGAGUUCGAAGCGUCGCAAGAGAGCGAGGCGGGAGUGAGAGAAGGAUGCAAGGGAAGGAGAGUUAUGGUGAGCGCCGCUGCCUGCGAGAUUAUGUUCGGUUUUCGUUCGCUUGCUUUGACAGCUGUCAAAAUCGCAUCAACGUUUCGGUUUUCUACGACAAAGCAAGCCGCGCUUGAAGCUAAUCCACAUGACAAUGACAGUUCUUCAAUCUUUUUGGCUGUUCUAGUUUAAUAAUAAGCGUUCGAGUGACUGUUUUUGCUACCAAAAAGGAUGAAGUGGAAUGUGAAACUUUUUGCGGAAAACUUGAAAACAAUCGAAUAGCAUUUAUCAAUCUUUAAACCAAGUUACACUUAACCAAGAGAAUCUCCUGAAACGUUUAGGGAACUGCUUCUUCUAAUCCAGUACUUUUAACAGAUUAAAAAUUGUGAAAUCAAGAAUUGUUACUAUACUCUAACGAAUAAUACGCGCAAUCUGACAAGUGAACUAAAAGUUUAAAUCUUUAUGCUAAACUAAAACAAAAACAAAGCGUUCAGCGCAAUCAGUAAUGCUAGAUAAAUAGUAGAAAAUCUCAAUGUUUGUUCAGUUUUUUGCUUGGCUAAUGAAGGUAAACUGCGAGAAUGGAGAAAGACAUCGAAGUCGACGGGGAACUGAUUUAUGACAUCCAAACUGUCAAUCGGAACCGUCAAAUUUGAUUGAAACCGAAAAAAAACAUUGCACCCCACCACUCACAAUUCAAUUUUCAGCAGCACACCAAGUUUAACAUACCUUGCACCCCAGUUUACAGUUGUUUACGCAGAGAAACGUCUCAGAGACAGAUCUUUAUUUACAAACAAAAAAUCGGCAGCACAAAUUGGAAAUUGUGACAGCGGAAGAAAAAAACAACACAAGUUGCAAACUAUGCUGAGAUAAAAAAAAAGACGAGUUACUCAUAAGUGUGUACAUUUGAGACAUGAAAAAAUGCCAAAAACAAACAGAAACCUAGUUUAUAGACAUGACAGCGGUUGGUCGACCGCAACAAACGGCAGCAGCACAGCAUGUAAAAAUAGCAUUAUUUGUUAUCAAAUUUUAACUAACAAACAAAAAGCAAAACGGUCGCAGUGACAGAUUAUUGAUAUUAACAAAAAAACAACCAAACGCUAAUUCUAUUGUUGUUAUUGAAAGUAAACAAAACAGAAAACUGAAAAUCUUAUCGUAAACAAUCG